AUGUUCUCCAGGGCUGUCGGGCUGCGCUGUGCAGCUUCAAGGGGUCUAUAUGGCUGGAACCGCCAGCAGAUGCCCGUACUCAGAACACUGGCAACUCUUUCGACACGUCGGAACUUAUCACAGCAGCACCAACUUUUAUCCCGACAGCGCCUAAAAUUGGGUUUCCCGGCAGCUCACCUAGUUCGCUGCAGAGCAUACUCGGACUCUGCAGACAAAACCGACAAAGAAAAGCCUUCAGCGACAGGCGUAUUCCAAUACACCGGCCCUUUUGAAACUACAUGGAGAAGACUGAAAUUGUUUUCACUCGCUUCGUUCGGACUUACCACCGUCUUCUCACCUUUUAUCUUCGUCGUCGAGUCCAGUUUGCCCAACUCUGCCCGUAUUGCCCUUGCAACAUUGGCCGUGGGUACCUCGGGCUUCAGCACAUCGCUCGUAGCAUGGUGCGCCAAACCCUACGUCACAAAACUACGGCGUUAUACCCCCGAAGGUGAAGACGGGGAAAUCCUCGAAUUGACAACGAGGAACCUACUUUUGAAGGAUAGGAUCACAACCGUUUACGACCCCGAAUUCUUAGUCGAGACGCGGCGACCUAUGGCCAAGUGGGAACUUGCGAAGACAGUUGUUCUCCCUCAAACCCGAGUUGCCUCAGAAGGAAACGAUCUAGUUGGGAAACAGGAGACUGUCGCCGAGACAAGGGACGAACACGGCAAACUCAUUGGCAGAUGGGUGGUCGAGUGGAAGGAAGGCGGUGAAGGACAUUGUCACCAAGCCGGAUAUGUCGUUAGGUAUUGCUCCAUCCGCUGGUCCUUGGUUUUGCUGCGCAGGAAGCUCAUUGUCGUGACUCUUUAG
Molecule: messenger RNA, 849 nt
Organism: Coprinopsis cinerea okayama7#130
Lineage: Eukaryota; Fungi; Basidiomycota; Agaricomycetes; Agaricales; Psathyrellaceae
Exons: 2
Coding region: 1-849 (282 amino acids)
Biological process (GO): mitochondrial proton-transporting ATP synthase complex assembly
Cellular component (GO): mitochondrial membrane
Source: RefSeq, a predicted model, not a curated record